GUUUGUCAAUUGUUGUAAUUUUGCCUAAAGAGUUCAGGUUUUGCAUUUAUUUACAAUUAAUUAAACAAAUAUGUCCCGGAAAGAGGCCCUGUCACAGUUCAUCAACCAGAUACACGGUCGCCCCGUGGCCGUAAAGCUGAACAACGGCGUGGACUACCGAGGGGUCUUGGCCUGCUUGGAUGGCUACAUGAACAUCUGCCUGGAGCAAACAGAGGAGUACGUCAACGGGCAGCUGAAGAACAAGUACGGAGAUGCUUUCAUCCGCGGCAACAACGUCCUCUACAUAUCCACGCAAAAGCGGAGGGUCUGAAAUCGUAGCGCCUAAGUUUAUUCCGUAAAUAUAACAUGAUCCACAAAGAAUAUAAA
Molecule: messenger RNA, 366 nt
Organism: Drosophila subpulchrella
Lineage: Eukaryota; Metazoa; Arthropoda; Insecta; Diptera; Drosophilidae
Product: U6 snRNA-associated Sm-like protein LSm6
Exons: 2
Coding region: 71-310 (79 amino acids)
Biological process (GO): maturation of SSU-rRNA; mRNA splicing, via spliceosome
Cellular component (GO): U4/U6 x U5 tri-snRNP complex; P-body; nucleolus
Molecular function (GO): RNA binding
Source: RefSeq, a predicted model, not a curated record